UCAAGCAUCCGUAAAUAAUAUUGUGUCCUUAUUGUUUUGAAUAACUACUGAAAAUAAUACUUUAAUACUGAAUAAUAAAUUAACACUUAACAGCUAUUGGAUGUAAAGGAAGUGAUCAGUGUAAAAUUAAAAUGGUAAUACAAAGUAGAAUAUAAAUAUAAGGUGCCUUAAAUAAAUUCAGGAAAAACAAAUAGGGGGGUCCGAAGAAAUAGUACUUAUAUCAACAGUUAGAGAGAUGAAGUGAAAAUGAAAGGAGUUCCAGAAGCUUUGGUUCUAUUGAGUCUGGUGUCAGUGGUGACUCCAGGGUUCCAGUUUCGAAGUAGAAAUGCUUCAGAUGCCUCAAUGAGCAAGCCUUGUGCUCUUGGGGAGUAUACGAGCAGAGCUCAGUGUACACAGUCCCAGUAUAGGCUGGUAUGCAAGGAUGGCCUCGCCAGUUACUGGAUGCGAGGGAUCAAACGAGAAAUAACUCACCUCCGUCUGAUGAACUGGCCCGGAGAGUGCUUCAAUGUCGCCCGACUUCAGUACCACUACCCAGAGCUUGUAUUCUUAGAAUUCAUCAACUCCACCUCUCUGAAGAGCUUCAAGGGCCAUUUCAGUGCUGUGAACAAAAUUGAGAAACUGAUCAUCCACGGAUUGAUGUCACUAUGGGAGCUGCCUCCGGAGAUAGUGAUGGACAUGCCAGUUCUAAGAGAGUUGGACCUUCGAGGGAACAUGUUGAGACAUAUCAAGUCAUCGCUGUUGACGGGACCAAGGAGUUUGGAAUACGUUUAUUUAGCAGGUAAUAGUUGGGACUGCAGUGAUGGUGGUCUCGACUGGCUGGCGAUGGAAGCAGAAAACGGGACGAUCCGGAGGAAAAUAAAAGAUUAUGAUGAACUUGUGUGUCAUCAACAGCUUUACAGAGGGAAGCCAUUGAACAAAGUCAUGGAUAUUAUACGGACGAUGCGUCAAACUUGUCCAGAGCCCUGUUCCUGCACAAUGACACACGUGGUCUUCGACACAGCCGGUGCUGUGAUACCUCUCAUCACCGUUGACUGUGCCAACAGACAGCUGGAGAAUCCACCAUCAGCGUUACCACCAGGAACUACCACACUUCGUCUGGAGGGCAACAAGUUGAGCUCAAUACGAGCCAUCGUUCAUAACCCUCAGUACAAGACCUUAGCUGACCUGUACCUUGAUAACAACAGCAUAUCAGCUGUCAAGGAGUUAGAAGGUACUGAGUGGUUCUCCAAUUUUCGAGUGCUAAGUCUUCGAGGGAACUUAUUGAAACAGAUUCCUGUUUACGCUUUCGACAAAGCGUUUCAAUAUAACAAUAAUAUAAUGCACGUGUUUCUCGGGGACAACCCUUGGAGAUGUGACUGCCACUACAUACCUCGCUUCCAGAGUUUGCUUCUGAAGUACAAGCGAGUGAUCCGGGAUCUAUCUGACAUAAGGUGUUCGAAAUCUAGUGACAAGAAGACAUCACUUGUGCAGAUCAGUACGAUACCACUGGGGAACAUCUGCGGGGACGAUGAUGUGAUGCCAAUAAGUCCCAUCAAUAUAGUCAAUUUAGUUUUAUUAGCUCUAAUAUUAUUAGUUGUAGGAAGAUUUCUGUACGAUUGGCAAAACUUUAAGAAUACCGGUGAAUUGCCUUGGUUGUCUUCAAUAUUACCAUAAAUUGUGUGGCUGUGAAAUAAGUAAUUAUAGUUUGACCCAUAGUCACUUACUGGUGGAGCUGGACUGCAUCGUUGUAUGCUUUGGGAGGUGUGAGGGAGGUGAUUGUGAAGAUCAACGCACACAUAUCACUAUAUGAAUGUAAUCACGAUAAAUACCUAGGGUCUAGUAGGGUAUGGUACAGCGGUAAUGGACUUACUCACAUAUCAUAGUUCGGUAUUUCCGAACCGAUACGACAUUCAAACCUUCAAGAAAAGAGCGUAUUCCUUUUUAAAAGGAC
This is a messenger RNA of Spodoptera litura, 1930 nucleotides long. RefSeq names its product Protein singed wings 2 (gene swi2). Gene Ontology annotation, cellular component: extracellular matrix. NCBI's taxonomy places the organism in Eukaryota, Metazoa, Arthropoda, Insecta, Lepidoptera, Noctuidae. The record is from RefSeq and is a predicted model, not a curated record.